CAGGAGAUUUCGUAGCACCUCCUCCGCUCUCUCGGUUCCCUGGCAGCAGGGAAGAAUAUUAUUAAAAUCAUUUUCUUGCUGGAAUAGAAUCAGUCGAAUCGGUCUCCUGUGUGUAGCGCUCCUGGUCAACAAGGAACCUCCCCCACAUCAUGCGCAGCACGACCGCCGCGCGCGGGCUGACGGCCUUGGCUGUCGUGGCCACCAGUGGUUUGCGGCUCGCUGAUGCCGUCAGCGUAACCACGGCGAAAACCGGCUCGCAGCGGGUGCUGAAGAAGGAGUAUGAGACCCUUGUGGACCGUGCCAUCGAGGCUGCGCACGAGGCCACCAAAAUGGUGCAGGCGAAAGAACAGACGCAGGAGGAGGUGUACACGAUAUCCCACAGAGAGCAUCAGCAUCUAACUUCUUGAUAUUGCCAUCGUGCGAUGCAAGAAGAAUUGUCGUGCAAAAAGUAGAUCUGUCUUGUUGUAUGGCUCUAAGUAAAAAUCGGAUCUAUGUUCUGAUGGGACUUCUGGGGGUAGUUCAUUUUAGUUCCAGUUUCUCGGCUCGCAUUAUUGCACGACAAAUAAAUAUUGAUUCCACGCCGUUCUGGGUAGUAGUGUUCUUCUGUGUCAUAUACGAAGCAGCAAAUCAAGGCCGCCAUCGACCGCGCGCGGCAGCUGAAGAAGCAGGCCGAGGCGGCGUUUGCGCAGAUCGGCGAAAUGGAGUCCUCCAAGGAGGUUGCCGCUCUGCAGGUGGAGACCGGAGAGGACGCGCGCCCGGAAGUCGAUGCGCAAGCGGCAAGCAAACAUGUCCCGGCCGCCGCGAAAAAGACCUUGGCCUCCAGGACCGAGCAAGGCAGCAGCACGGGCAAGAAGAUCCAGAAUACCCUCGCGGCUAUGAAACAUGCGCUGAAAGGUAGCAGCUCCGAGGGCAAAACGAAACCGACGACGGCGAAAAUGGGUAGCAACGCCGCGCGUGAAAAGGUAGUUGAACCAGUCUAGGUGAGGAGUCAAUAUUUAAGAAUGUUAGAUUGCUCCGAGCAGCUCGGACGCGAAUGAAAUAACGGCGAACUGUUAUCUUUUUUUCAACGGAAAGUAGAAGCACUAGGUUUGAUAUGCGGGAAUGCAGAUUUAUUCGAUGCUUUAGGAAAUAAGCUUGAUUGAACUGGAAUACAAUUUAUGUUUUUUCACAUUGAUUUCCCGACCCCCUGCUCCAAAAAGAGUGAGAUCGCCUGGUUUUCAAACUUUAUCGUACAACCUAGACCUACUUUAUCACAGGUGCCCGUGGUGGUUAUGUCGAAGACUUCCCUCGCGCCGGGCGGCAGCAGGUCAUCUAACUCCGCGGAAGUUGGCGGCAAAAUGUCUACUGUCGCGGCCCCCAACCGCAGGGACAACUUGUUCAAUCUGAAACACCAGAACGAAAAGCGCGCAACUGCGGCUGUGCCUGUUCUUGGAAAAACCGCUGCAACCUUAUCUCCUACCUCGGGGGUCGUGAAUACGAGAAUUAUUGAGUGCACAAUUUCCCCUUGCUCCCCUCGACGUUUGUCAUAGUACAAAACAAAGGAGUUGUCCAAACAGCAAUUAGAAUCUCAUGUGAGUAAUAUGCUAUGCUGAAGCUGCUUUCCAUCCUCGCCAAGGCUUCUGUUGCUGUGGAUGCCAACAUCCAAAUUAUGGGGGGGGAGUAGGGGGAGUUGUGCAAGGUCAUAGUGAACAAGUAUCCGUCCGCCUCCCGCGGCUCGGCCCUGUGGGAGUUUUUCUUCGGCAGUAAAAGUGACCACAAGAGGACUGCUGGCCCUGACAACGCCGAAACGGUUGCAAACGCGGAGGUCAAUAACUACACUAGGGCUCCUAGCUAUGGGAGUGUCAGGAUCGAAAUCGACAAAAUCGAACUAAUUUGUGAUGCAUAAAAUCGAUACCACUUGGAGCCUCAGCUUCCAAGCGGCGCAUGACAAAUUUCGGGAGCACCAAAAUCCAGUCUGUCAUGCUGUUCGGGCAAAGAUAGAAGACUGCUCCUGUCGUGCUACUCUGGCAGCAAAUCGCCUUCCCCUAAACAGGCUUGCAAUCGGUCUCACUUGCCUGCUCCCCAACACAGGCCAUACGUGCCCUGGAUUCUAUGCAUUACAAAUUUUUCGACUUUGUCGAUUUCGAUCCUGACACUUCCAUACUACCGCUACCAGCAAGCCGACGAACCUGAACCUCGCUGACGUGCUAUCAAGUGGAAAUAGGUCGUCUGGGUCACUGGAAGACUGCAGAAGUUCGUCAUGCAUUUUUGGAUCACGCAGAUGUUUUGUAAUGCACAGGAGCGCACCCGCACUUAAAGCAUCUGAAAGUUUUGCUCGCGACGAGGUCUUUUGCUUCCUGCACCGCAUGAGAAAUGCGCUACUUGCGCAGCAAGAAGUGCGCAACUGCUGGCGCUCAUGCAACACAAUUUUGUCGUGUGUGGGGCCGGAGACUUUACAUUUCCCAAACUUGUACUUUGUAAACAUUUCAAGACCCCCUCCCAGAGAACCUAUUUGCACGGCAUACGUGUUGGCGCAGGACAACGUCCCGGGGAAGCAGGUGCUGGCCGUGAGCUACUCCCCCGGCUUGCUCAAUGUGAUCGCGGACCGCGUCUACACGGCGUUCUUCAACGAAAACAAAUCGGCGAGUGGAAACAACGCGAAGAGCCACUACCGUGGGGUAUCACAAUGAAAAACGCCCCCACCCCCGAUCUUGGGAGCAUUUGUAUUGCAAACCUUUCCAACAGAAACACUCGCCCUCUUGCAUCUAGCAGCAUCACAGAUUUCCAAUCGUGAAUAGCGAAGAUUUGUAUUGCAACAGAUCCCAGCAAGAGCGGCGCUCGUCAUGCAAGCAAUGCUAUUAUAUACGCCUAGACUCUACUGCAUCACACACAAGAAAGAUUCAUAUUCCUUUCAUGCAUGACAAAAAGUUUUCAUUUGGAAACUUCGCAUCGCAAAUUAUUGCAACUUUCUUUGGGGGUGGGGGCAUUUUUCACGGUAAUAGGGGGGAGCAGCUGCUGGUGCAACUGCCAACGGUAAUAUGCUGAACAAGGAGGUGAAAAUUUUGCACCAACAGGACACGGAGGGCACGAAGCGCGCGGUGGAGAUCGAGCAGAAGCACAAGAUUGACAUCUCCAUAUCCAAUAAAAAAACAUUGUCCUUGAUCUUGUUGUAACUUUGUGAAGAUGCGCAAGAACCACGUGCAAGAUGAUGGAUUGCUUCUGUCAUGCUGGUCAUGCACUGUGGGGUCCAUGACCAUAUCCAUUCUUCCAGCGCGUUUUCAUCAGUUUCACGUAAUUAUAUCUGCGCAUGCCACGACGUCUCUGCUGUCAUGCCUGACAGAUGUGUCAUUGUGCUGUUCCGCGAAAAAAAGUAUUACACCAUUACGAAUGUUUUUUUUCUAUGGAUACUCCAAUCGCUUUAUCGACUACGAAACCUCGGACGCCGCGGAUUUUUCUUCCCUGAAAGCGCGCCAGCACGUAUGGAUUGUAAAAAUGUCUGGGUCUGGAAGCUUGGAACUUGUCAUGCUAAGUCUGGAUAGUACAGAAAUUUGUGUUGCAUGAUUACUAAAAGGCGUCCACGUUUGAACAAGUGUAGCGGCAGUUUGUCAUGCGGGAUAGACAUGAUAGAGACUUCACAGAACCUGUCAUGCUAAGUCCUGCAUUGCAGACCUCUUGGGGCAUGCAAAAUAUGCAUGACAAAUUCGCAUUCUUCCAGACCCAGACAUUUUUACAUUCGAUAGCACGCGCUGGAUCGCAAGAGCGUGCAGUACCCGGACGACUUCGAAUUUGACCAAACGCAAGACUUAUCAAUCGCAAAUAUAUAAAAUAUGUUCAAUCGGGAUCAUCUGGGAGCUUCUUGCAACAUUUGAUGGCAUGCUUGAGCCGCGCAGAGCUUCCCCAUGCUUGACUGUGAAUUAUCUGUAACAGAGCGUUCAUCAUUCACAACCUAGCACAUAAAUACAAAUUUCCAGACCCAGAUCGAUAAUUUGCAAUGCAUAGGACCGCGCGGUGCACCUGGCGAAGGCCUUCGAGUUUCUGGAAAUAUCAAAUGCAAAAGUGUCUGGGUCUGGAAGAUUCUGAGAUUUGUCAUGCAGUUUUUCCAAGCUCAGCCAAGUCUCGAAUGCAGGGCCUAGUAUCACAGGUUCUGCAGCCCCUUGGUGAUGCCUAUUCUGCACGAGAAAUGCCCCGUCGUCAUGGCUAGAAAUGGGGACCAUUUGCAAGUCAUGCAACACAGAUUUUUGUAUGAUCCGCAACACGCAUCACAUUCUUCACAAGUUCGCAUCCUUCCAGACCCAGACAUUUUUACAUUUGAUAGGAAACCCUGGACAACGAAAUCGACGGGAAGCUGAGCAGCGAGGAGGUGAUAUGUCUUUCGAAAACAGCAUAAUGUUUUGCGCUGGAUUUUUAACAUCACAGGUGUGCCACUUGCUGCAUAGUCUUUCCAUACUUCUGGUUAUGAUACGCGAGAUGCAGCAGGCCCAGGUCCGAGGAAAUGCUGCUCUUGGUACGACCUAAGUAGUAUGCAUGUUUUUAUCGGAUCGGAAAUUCAUUUUUGGGCCGGUUUUAUUGGGUAAAAGAAUUUGCAUGCAUGCUCGCUAGAGUUGUAAUUCUAGUACCAAGUUGUAGAGUGAAAAAAUGUUAAGUGCGGUAGAAGCUGCUGCACCAGCAACGCAAAACACCAUUUUCCGCUUCCACACCCCGGGUAUCAAAUGUAAAAAUGUCUGGGUCUGGAAGGAUCCAAGGUUUGUCAUGCACAUUUUGCAUGACUCCUGAUGUCUGUGAUGCAUGCCCCAGCAUCACAGAUUUUGUGAGGGCUUUCAGAUGCCUAUACCGCAUGACAAAUGCCCUUUCCGUGUAGCAAAAGUUUGACUGUCUUUGCUGCUCAUGCAAUACAGAUUUUUUAGAAUCCAAAUGCAGCAUCACAAGUUCCAACUUUCCAGACUCAGACAUUUUUGCAAUCCAUACCGGGCCCCAGGAAUACAAUGAGCUGCGGAAUCUGCAGGACCACUCUAUGAACUUGCUGUUCCAGCAACACAAGUAGUUGGCCGGCAGGUGGACCACUCUAUGAACUUGUUGUUUUAACAGCAACACAAGUAAGCCGGACAAAAAAAAGGAAGUGUUAAGUAGCAUGUUUUUCUUUUUUUCCGACGAAUAUUUCGUAUCUGAAUCUGUGGUACGUCGAGAACCUAUCUCAAACACUUCUUUUCCAAAGAUUGUGGAUCUUGAGCAAGAUGAUGAAGAGCAAACAAGUGUUGAUAGUUGUGAAAAACAGGCUAUGUGUUUUCACCGUUGUUUCGGCGAAGAACGCGUCAUCUUGAUGCACGAAGAUAUUCUGUACUAGCGCAGUUUACAGGACGAGUUCACGGCACGACCGAAGGCCGCUCGGGGCGAUUUUGUUCCGACUUCACUCGUGGAAAGUAUGCUAAGAUUCUUGCCGCGGCUGCAGUCAUAUCAUCUCUUCCGACGUAAGUGAAUCUGGCUCAUCAUAGUGAUCGUUUUCAAUAAAUUCGCUGAC
This is a messenger RNA of Amoebophrya sp. A120, 5494 nucleotides long. The record is from the annotation of a GenBank genome assembly. Lineage: Eukaryota; Dinophyceae; Syndiniales; Amoebophryaceae.